Miscanthus lutarioriparius is the source of this 435-nucleotide messenger RNA. NCBI's taxonomy places the organism in Eukaryota, Viridiplantae, Streptophyta, Magnoliopsida, Poales, Poaceae. The record is from the annotation of a GenBank genome assembly.
AUGGCCCGCCUCGGCGCCGGCGCCCUGUUGGCGCUCCUGCUGGCGGUCGCGGCGGCGGCGGCCGCGUUCCUCGCGGUGCCGGCCUCGGCGAAGGUCGGGGACCUGAGCGCGAUGGACUUCGUGGCGGUGAGGACGAGCAGCAUCCCGGGCCAGCGCAGCAAGUGCUCGGGCGCCGUAGGCGAGUGCGGCGUGGACGAGGAGGAGGAGCUCGGGCUGAGCGGCGGCGGCCUCGCCGCCGGCGACUCGAUGCGGCGGACGCUGGCGCAGCGGAAGCCGACCAACCGGUACAUCAGCUACGCGGCGCUGCGCGCGGACCAGGUACCGUGCAACAAGCGCGGCCGGUCCUACUACAGCAACUGCGCGUCGCAGCAGGCCGCCAACCCCUACCGCCGCGGCUGCUCCGCCAUCACGCGCUGCGCCCGCAACAUGAACUGA